CCCCCUUCCAACACAGGUCACCUCUAGACCCAUUUCAGAUGUCAUCACCUGGCUUUCCAUGGAACUUGCCCACCCACUGAAAGAGGAGGCUCACACCAAGAACUUCCGUUACUGCAUUCUUAUUCGGUCGACCAUGGGUCGUUUCUGAGACCAAACACUACCACGAUUACCUAUAGAUGACCACCCUGACCUGCCAAACAUCGGACCUCUGCUUAUACGCACAGUACUGCCACAGUUCAAAGCGCCUUUUGGCCUAUCUGUCUCGUCCUUUCCCGGUGCUAGCGCCAUUUCACCGUCGCUGAAGAAGUGGCAUCUGGCGGACAGGAAAACCGGAGUUUUUUUGGGUCCUCAUAACGAACAUUGACUCCCUCCCUGGACAUACCUUGGACGACAGCUUUCUUUCAUAUGUGUCGUUUUGCAUAACUCGAAUGUGAGGGCCAGUACUCGCUGGCCGCCCUCCUAGCCCGACUCCAAACAUCGACAUCGCGACCUCCACACCUGCUGUACUUUGAUACCAGUGAAACCUUUCAUCUUCAGACUGGUCUUGCUCCCGCUCAACGUUGUGUGACAGUCUUGUUUUUCGAACUGGUUAAUGCAAUGCGGCAAGGCCUUUGGCAUUCUGGGAGUCAGAUAUCAACGGCUCGGAGACAGUAAUUGAACGUCAGUGUGGUGCAAGGGAGCAAGUGUCGGGCUGCGUCUUCGAUUUUUUUCUCUUCUGGGUGGCCUUCUCCAGCUGGCUGAUUAGCGAAUGCUCCUGGGACUUCGACCCGACCGGAGCAGCUGACCAAGUACCGCUCUUUCUCGAACUCAGUAACGGUCAAACCUUAGAAAUCAACAGGAAUUGGGCCCUUACUCUUCACGAACAUAGUGAUUCCAUGGCCACAAGUCUCGUGUUGCCUCAUGAACUGCGACCGAGACUGUGGCACGACGACCAACGAUUGUCCGGACCCUGUCCUACCGCACAACCUUCAUCCAGCCCGUCGUCAAACUUGGCGUCAACUACUCCAAUGGCGACCGGCAACGCUGAAUCACAAAAACCCAGUCUACCAUCUUUCGACUCCUUUGUGAACGGUGCUACUCCAGGCAGUUUGAACUUUGCGCAACAAAGCUCUGCGUCAAACCGUGGAGUUCGAAGCCUGGCCGCCCACGCUACGGCAUCCCAUCACGCUGCUGAGGCCAAUUCCUACGUCGUGCCUCCAACUGUGAAGCCGGCACCGUAUCCGGGCCCUGCUUCCCAGCCUUACGGACAUCGUCCGGAUCCAGACCGGACCCUCUACUGGCCUCACCCGAAUUCACUGCUUCCAGAAAGCCGUGCAACCUUUCCUAGUGCUCCACCUUCGCUCCCAACACCCGCCUCCACGUACAACAGAAAAGUGGUGGGAGAAGAGGCUGUUCCCAGCAAAGGGACGUGUUAUAUCUACGAUGACGGCGGCGUCUGUCAGAAGACAAUCGAUGGCGAUACGGUCAACCCGAAAUGGGGUACAACAAAAGCGGGCAAGCCUAGAAAGCGUCUAGGGCAGGCAUGUAACACAUGCAGAGAAAAGAAGAUCAAAUGCGAUCCAAGCACCCCUAAAUGCGCCCAGUGUCAGAAGUUUGGACGCGAGUGCAAGUUUGACUCAACGCCUCGACCUGGUUCGAGACAGGUAGAAACAGGAUCCGGAUCCUCGACAUAUUCACCUUCUCGCUACUCACCUUCCGAAUUGCCGCAAGAGCCGACGCUCCAACGAAGAGGGUCCACCGCAUCGACGGACUGGGUAGCUCCGGAACCGAACAGCUCAAGAGCUGCGCGUAGGACCUCGAUGGCGCUGGAGAGCCUUUUGUCCCCUGCUUCGGAAGAUGCGGUGGCUGAGGACGAUACUUCAGAGCAUCUGCCACCGGCGAAAAGAGCUCGCGUCGCAGCAUCCCCGCGCACAGUUUCAGAGGCAGCAGGCCCAGCUACGGGAUCUUUGCUGGGCUCGAUAAUCUCACCAACUAUCAUGUCCAAUUUCUCCUGGCACGCCGACCCCGCUGCAGUUGAAAGUGGCCUGAUCUUGUACUAUGUGGGCAAGUACUUUUCUUAUGUGGACGGCGCCACGUACUGUACGUUGCCUAGAAAGAUCUUCACCCGCUGGGUCCAGGAGUGUGAGAACAAGUCUGUGGCCGAUGCAAUGUUGCUGUACGCUAUGGUGGCUAUGGGGACGGUUUUUUCGCGACGACCUGACUCCGAUACACAUCGUGUUCUUUUCACCCAGCUCGCUGAGGAGGCUGCCAUAAAGACCGCCGAUCGCUUUAGUUUGCAGUUACUGCAGACCCGGCGAAUUCUGGCACUGCUUGCAUUCUCGCAGGGUCAGUACGACCGUGCGUGGGAUCUGUAUGGCUCGGCUGUCCGGACUGCUUUUGGCCUGAAAUACAACACCGAAGCUGGCGUCCGUGCCAGUCGUGGCAAGGGACCAUUGGCCUUCGGACUCGACUAUGACACGUUAGUCGAAUGCAAGAGACGAACAUUCUGGUCUGUUUACAUCAUGGAUUGUUUCAAUGGAUGCUGUUCGACCACAGUUGCUGCAGUACCUCGAUCUCAUUGCCACAUCCGUCUUCCAUGUGGGCAAUCUGCCUACGAAAGCGGCAGAAUUCCCUUGACAUCUUUUGAACUGGAUGUGUCAGACGGUACAGGCGACGUUUCUCAGGUGGGACUGCUUGGCUAUCUAGUGGAAAUUGCCACCAUCCUCCACGACACGGUGGACCAGACUAAUCGCCUCAGCCCUGACAGCACCGAGAGAUACAAUGGGGAAGUCGACAAGCUCUACCACGCAAGCAUGAGCCGACUGUAUAGAUGGGAUAGCCAGCUCCGGAGACACCUGCACAAGCCUAGGAAGGGCGACGAAAAGUCGGAACCGGUUAGUGGCUUGCAUAUUCUGUACCACUAUACUGCAAUACUUCUUCAUCGCUACGUCCACCACGCCGGGCUUGACCAGAAGGCGAUCAACCUUCGUAUCACCGGCGCCUUUCAUCAUGCUCAGCUGAUGCUGGAAGCGGUGCAACGACUGAGUAACGGCGAAGAACAGGACGAUCCCCUCUUUCGGUUCGCCAGUACAAGCCCUUUUGGUGGGUUUGCUAUUACAACGGCUCUAGAUGUCAUCACUGCUUCCGGGACGUUGUCUGAUCUGAUGGACAACAAAAGUCAGAUGAUGUCGCUCAUUUCGAGCGGGCUAGAAGCUGUGGAGAGUCUGGUGGACUUCUGGCACAGCGCAGCCCGACAGCGUGAAAUGAUCAAGCGACGAUUAUGUAUCCUCUUGAACGCAACGAAGAGGGCAUCAGAUUUCAACGGGGCCUUCUACUUUGGAGAACCGAUGGAAAGUGCAUUUAGGCUGGAGCAAGACAUUAUUUACGGAAUUGGGCGGCUGCGAUAUUUCCAGGCGUUAGGAUGGGCCGAGAAGAUUCACCAUGAGGGCGAGUUUCAUCGACUCGAUCCGGAGGUGACUGCAAACAAUGUGCAUGUGUUGAAAGAGGCCGGGACGGAUAACGAAGCAUGACUUUUGAGAUGAUACAGACCCAUGGGAGGACGUUAGUGCUGGGCAUCAAACAGCCCCUCGGUACAUAUUAUACCCCCAGUGUUUAGUGGUCCACAGCACCAAGAUUUGCUUUUGAGAAUACCAAGUGAUAUUGAAAAUGAC
Exophiala xenobiotica is the source of this 3650-nucleotide messenger RNA. RefSeq lists its product as uncharacterized. Gene Ontology annotation, biological process: DNA-templated transcription; regulation of DNA-templated transcription. Gene Ontology annotation, cellular component: nucleus. The record is from RefSeq and is a predicted model, not a curated record. The coding region runs from base 876 to 3509 and encodes 877 amino acids. NCBI's taxonomy places the organism in Eukaryota, Fungi, Ascomycota, Eurotiomycetes, Chaetothyriales, Herpotrichiellaceae. The transcript has 2 exons. Gene Ontology annotation, molecular function: DNA-binding transcription factor activity, RNA polymerase II-specific; DNA binding; zinc ion binding.